Messenger RNA from Oncorhynchus keta (chum salmon), 6068 nucleotides. RefSeq lists its product as uncharacterized. NCBI's taxonomy places the organism in Eukaryota, Metazoa, Chordata, Actinopteri, Salmoniformes, Salmonidae. The transcript has 7 exons. The record is from RefSeq and is a predicted model, not a curated record. Bases 4614 to 6068 code for a protein of 484 amino acids.
CGCCUGUCCAGAGCUGCUAGAGUCUCCCGCCUGUCCAGAGCUGCUAGAGUCUCCCGCCUGUCCAGAGCUGCUAGUCUCCCCCCUAUGCUGAGCUGCUAGAGUCUCCCGCCUGUCCAGCGCCGCUAGAGUCUCCCGCCUGUCCAGCGCCGCUAGAGUCUCCCGCCUGUCCAGAGCCGCUAGAGUCUCCCGCCUGUCCAGAGCCGCUAGAGUCUCCCGCCUGUCCAGAGCCGCUAGAGUCUCCCGCCUGUCCAGAGCCGCUAGAGUCUCCCGCCUGUCCAGAGCCGCUAGAGUCUCCCGCCUGUCCAGAGCCGCUAGAGUCUCCCGCCUGUCCAGAGCCGCUAGUCUCCCGCCUGUCCAGAGCCGCUAGAGUCUCCCGCCUGUCCAGAGCCGCUAGAGUCUCCCGCCUGUCCAGAGCUGCUAGAGUCUCCCGCCUGUCCAGAGCUGCUAGAGUCUCCCGCCUGUCCAGAGCUGCGAGAGUCUCCCGCCAUUCUUCGACGGAAGAAAGCCGUCACAGUUACGAAAAAAGCAUACCAUGCAAUAAUCUAAAAUGGCGCUAAGACGUAACAAUAUUUCUCCGCCAUGUUUGAGUCAACAGCAAUACGAAAUUACAUCAUAAAUAUUCCCUUACCUUUGAUGAUCUUUCAUCAGAAUGCAGUGCAAGGAGUCCUAGUUCCACAAUAAAUAUUUGUUUUGUUCCAUAAUGUCCAUUACUAGUGUCCAAUUAGCUGCUUUUGCUAGCACGGUUAGUUCACAUGUUCAAAAUCUGGUGCUGGUCCAGGUGAACCCAGACGAAAACUUCAAAAAGUUAUAUUCUAGGUCGAAUAAACUGGUCAAACUAAGUAGAGAAUCAAUCUUCAGGAUGUUAUUUUCAUAUAUAUCCAAUAACGUUCCAACAUUCAUUUUUGUCUACAGAGUAAUGGAACGCAAGGCUAUAUCAACAGUAAUAUGCGCAACCAGGAACUGGCAUUCUGACAGACCACUAACUCAUUCCCCUCUUGUCCGGUCCCACAUCACACUAGAGGCUUCAUUCCACGUUCUACUGACUGUUGUCAUCUAGUGGAAGGCGUAGGAAGUGCGAACAGAUCCAUAUCUUGUUUGGAUGUGAAUAGGCGAUGACUUGAAAUUCAACCAGCCCCAGAAUUUCCACUUCCUAUUUGGAAGUUUGCCUGCCCUAUGAGACAAGAUAGUAGCUACUAACAAUUGGAUACCACGAAAUUGGGGGAAAAAAGAGGGUAAAAUAAAAAAAACACAUUUAUGAUGAGUAUUUCUGUAAAUUGAUGUCGCUCUCUGCAAAAUCACCGGAUGUUUUGGAAGCAAAACAUUACAGAACAGCGCGCCAAUGUAAACUGAGAUUUUUGGAUAUAAAUAUGAACUUUAUCGAACAAAACAUACAUGUAUUGUGUUACAUGAAGUCUUAUGAGUGUCAUCUGAUGAAGAUCAUCAAAUGUUAGUGAUUAAUUUCAUCUCUAUUUCUGCUUUUUGUGACUCCUCUCUUUGGCUGGAAAAAUGGCUGUGUUUUUCUGUGACUUGGCGCUGACCUAACAUAACCAUGGUAUGCUUUCUUCGAUUUUGAAAUCGGACACUGUGGUGGGAUUAACAACAACUUUAUCUUUAAAAUGGUGUAUAAUGCUUGUAUGUUUGAGGAAUUUUAAUUAUGAGAUUUCUGUUUGAAUUUGGCGCCCUGCACUUUUACUGGCUGUUGUCAAAUGAUCCCGUUAACGGGAUUUCAGCCGUAAGAAGUUAAUGCGUUAGAGCCAGCCAGUUGUGUUGUGACAAGUUAGGGGUGGUAUACAGAAUAUAUCCCUAUUUGGUAAAAGACCAAGUCCAUAUUAAGGCAAGAACACCUCAAAUAAGCAAAGAGAAACAUUUCAAGAACUUUGAAAGUUUCUUCAAGUCUAGUCGCAAAAACCAUCAAGCACUAUGAUGAAACUAGCACAGCCCAGUGCGGGCUAUUCCACCUCGCCGCACUGGCCUGGUUACGGGGAGCAUUCAACCAGGUAAGAUUGGGCAGGCUCGGUGCUCAAGAGCUCCAGUGCGCCUGCACGGUCCGGUCUACCCAGUGCCACCUCCAGCACCAGCCCUCCGGUGGCAGCCCCCCCCCGCACCAGGCUGUCUCUCCGUCUUCUGCCUACAGGUGUUCCCGCCUGUCCAGCGCUGCUAGAGUCUCCCGUCUGUCCUGAGCCGCCAGUCUCCCAUCUGUCCUGAGCCUGCUGAGCUGUAGUUGAUGAAUCAUCAGACACCGGCUUUAACCAACACCAGUUGAGAUCACCAAUCAAGAUCAUUUCACUAUAAAGAAGUUUAGACAUAAGGUGUGUCAAAGAAUAAAAUUCAUCACCGAGAGCACAGGGGGGGUCUAUAACAGCCAAUCACAGUUAUAGAGAGACCCUUUGAAACCUCAAUAUUCAAAGCAAGAAAUUCCAACUGUUUACAUAUAGCUUCAGACUUUGCCACACUUAUAGGGAAUUUAGUUUUUACAUAUAUAGCCACACCCCCACCUUUCUUAACCCGAUCAGUGCCAUAAACAUUGUAACCACAAAAACAGACUUGCUGAGCCAGGUUUCAGAAAAACACAAUUACAUCAACAUCAGUUGAUUUAGCCCAAAUCCUAACCCCAUCAAUUUUUGACAACAGGAUGUGUACCGUACAUUUAAAUUAAAAAUACCAAAACCAGAUCUUGAUUUAAAAUCAGAGGGGGUUUGGAGACAUUGCAUAUCAGGGCCAGGGUUAGGUUGCACGUUACCUGAUAUCAACAAAAGAAUAACUAGGCACCUCGGUUUAAUAACCUUUGUAGGGCUUCUCUUUUUUAAGAGACCUACCGCAAGCCAAUUCUAGAAUGUGCGUAUUUAGGGCGGCAGGGUAGCCUAGUGGUUAGAGCAUUAGACUAGUAGCCGCAAGGUUGCAAGUUCAAACCCCCGAGCUGACAAGGUAAGGUACAAAUCUGUCGUUCUGCCCCUGAACAGGCCCUCAUUGAAAAUAAAAAUGUGUUCUUAACUGAUUUGCCUAGUUAAAUAAAGGUACAAAAUAUAUUUUUUUAAAUUUGCGUGUGAGUAGAUUGGGUAUUGAGGUCGUAGGUACAACUGUAAGCAUUUCCGUUCUCAAAUGUCUGUUUAAUGUGAGAAACUAAAUGGGAAAACACCUGUUAGACCAUUACAAUGCGCACUGUCAUGCAAUUUUACUAUGACCAACAAGACAAUGAAGUGAUACGUGCCAUGGAGACUUAUAACGGAUACUUUCCAAACACCAAAAGUUCCCACGCUGAGCGAUACUGUUUACUACACCAUUGUGCAUACAAUCCAAGUCAUACGUUUAUUGUCAUUCAUAAUCUUAUUUUUAACCGAAUAUCUUUGCAAAGGUGUUCCUUGUGUCAAUUCAGAGCUUGGAAAUAUUGGAAUAAUGUGCUUAAGAGGACUCUCAAGGCGCACAACAGGAUAACACAACAACCACAUUUUCAAUUGACAAUCAUUGCUUAAAUGGAUGUGGUCGAUAGAUCUGUAUAGGUGUAGCAGUGUGAUGUUGUUCCCCUAGAUUAUGCACCAAAUUGCACACAAGGACCAAUUCAAAUCGGCCAGGUCAAGAGGGGAUGUUAAUAAUUUGAUAAUAAUAAUAAUUCAGUGUAUUUUUUUUAUUGAAUUACAGCUGCAUAGCUAAUGUUUUUCUUUGGUGUAAAAACACUUUUUCAUAUCAAUAUUGUACAUACAUGUGAUUGUAUAUUUUGGUUUGGCCCAUCGCGGGUUUACUGCAUUUCCAUACCCCCUUAUUUUUCCCUUUUGCCUGACCUUCAGCUUGCAAGGUACGUUGUCCUUGGCUCCGAAAUUGUUCAAUAUAAAACCGUGGUAAUCUUACACAAUGUACUGUUAUGCUACCAUAAGUUUGUUACAAUGCGGAUAAUAUAAAGAUGUAUGUUAACAAGGUCACAAAGCUCGCUAACUGGGGUAUCUAUUGUAACUUGUGAGUACUUGGGACAGUGUUUGAGUGAGUGUCCAUGUGCUUGCGCAGGUGCCUGAGAGCAAGGACUGCGCCAAGGGUUAACAUAAUGUGUGUUGUCUCUUCGUGUGCAGGGCAAAUAAACAAUUCUUAAACUAGCAGACCUCCAGUUGUGGCAGCGUCCUAAUUUAAAGUACACAACGCAGAACGAACCACGCAACAUAGGCAUAUACAAAUAAUGUAUUUAACUUGUAAACCAAGAUUGGAUUAGUUGGUCUAAGCAACAUGCACCUGGAUAAUCGCGUCAUGAAUCGGGAAAUGCUCCUAUAUCCUCAUAUACACAUUAUGACAUAAUUAAGAGUUUAAUCGUUCACGAAAUAAAGACAUAGAAGCAUACCCAUUUAUACAGGUUCUACACAUUCCAUUUCUCCAUGGUAAUAUAAUGUAAACAUUCUAUUUUGCGCCAAACAUCGCCUACAACUCAAUUCUAAGUGCAGCAUAUUGGACGACUCCACAGUCAUUGAUCAUUCGCGACUUUAAGUCAUUCCUGCUAUCUCUAGAGCAUCCCGUGUAUCUAUAGCGCUGCAUUUCUUCCCCAUCUUACCAUGGAUAGGGUUUGGUGCAUUCCGGAGUUCACUUAUGGUCCCACAAAGGUAAUCUUAGGAGAAAUUCAUUUUAGCAUACUGUAAAUGCCUGUGCAUAAUGUGCAUAACAGAACAUCAUUAUUUUCAUUAUCUUCAAAGGAAUUCUGUAGAAGCAGCCUUUAUUUUCAGACUCUGCAGGCCUGCUGGGAGGAAACAUAUUACAAUAAACAGAAGAAGCUCAUGGUCCACUAUCUGCUGCUCCAGAGUCAAGGCCAGGUCCCGCCCCAUGUCACCACGGAGCACAUGAGCAACUGGCUGGUGUCUCAGGGCAAAAAAUCCCUUAGGGAGAGGGUGUGGAAGGAAACCCUGGAGGAGGGAAACGACUUCGCUCGGCUGGCCUGGGAUGUAAACACUUGCCUAAAAAUGAUGAACAUAGAGCACGAGGCUUUCUGCAAGCUCCGCCGCUCUAUGCACCCCACCUCGCCAGCUGACGUCGAUCCUAAGGUCCACAGCAUCGUGGAGAGAGCUGUGAGGAGCAUUCUGUGCGAGGAGUCCAAUGAGCCCCGUAGCCCCCUGCUCAGCCCAUCUCAGUUGGUGGUGGAGGUGGUGCCCAGGCUCCUCCUGGCCCUGUGGUUUCAGCCAGAGGAAUGCCAUUCAGAGCACCCAAUCGUUAUAAGUGGGAUGGCCGUGGGCAUGGUGGCGGCCGUAGUGGAGAAGCUCUCCUGCAUGUUAAAGGACCCUUCCCCUCACAUCCCUUUCUCCCGGGCUGCUGCUUUUGACUCUGUGCGGUCGAUCCUCGGGAGAAUCAGUCAGUCCUUCUCCACCGAUGACCUGCAGAGCCCUUUUUAUAUGAGCUCUGUUUGUGCCUUUGUGGCGGACGAGGUGCAGAGCUGCUUCCAGCCCCCUGCAGCCACCCUACCAGUCCCCCCUGUCCUCGUGGUGGGUGUUUCCACCACAUUACCAGCUGACAUCCAAGCAGACCCGGCUUCUUCCCACCUAGAGGUUGUAGACAUCACCCCUAACACAGAGGCAGAUCAGGCUUUUUCCCACCUGGAGGUUUUGAACCAUACCCCAAAAACAGAGGCAGACACGGCUUGUUCCCACCUGGAGGUUGUGGACAUCACCCCUAACACAGAGGCAGAUCCGGCUUCUUUCCACCUGAAUGUUGUGGACACCAGUAACACAGAGGCAGACCCGGGUUCUUCCCACAUGAAUGUUGUGGACUUCACCCCUAAUACAGAGCCCAUCUCUUCCCUCUUGGAGGUUGUGGACGUCACACCUGAAGAAAGGACUCUCACCAUGGCCGUCUUCGCCACUCUGCCAGCUGACAUCCAAGCAGAGGAUGUUGCUGUGGUCAUCCCGGAUGUCACCCCACACGUCACCAAGGACGUGACACUGGAUGUUCCAUGCAGAGCUAGGAAAGGGGCAGUCCGGCGAUUAUUUUGCAGGCUUUGGAGGGCAGUGUGCUGCUGCGCCUGCCAUAAGGAAGAGGAGGAACAAUAUGAAUUAUUUAUCAGACCUUCAGAAAUGGGAUUGAACCAUAGACCAAUAAAUUAUUAA